Molecule: messenger RNA, 1926 nt
Organism: Acanthosepion pharaonis
Lineage: Eukaryota; Metazoa; Mollusca; Cephalopoda; Sepiida; Sepiidae
Source: the annotation of a GenBank genome assembly
AUGCGCGGCAAACGAAAACUGGUCAAAUCACACGCAUUUCCAUUGUGGUUGCUAACCCAAACAUUUCUUUCUCUUCGUCUUUCUUUUCUUUCUCUUUGUCUUUCUUUUCUUUCUCUUCGUCUUUCUUUUCUUUCUUUCUUUUUAAACAUUAUUCUUUUUUUUUUCUUGCAUCUUCCUCUUCGAUUUUAUCUUUUCUUCUUCGUCCGCCAUGAUUUUUAUUUUCUUAUCUGCACUUGUUUUUUCUUUCUAUCUUUUACAUCCUUUUUAUUCUUUCUUUCUUUUUUCCUUGCGUCCAUUUUUAUUCUUUCUUUUUUAUUUCCCUCCGUUGAAUUCUCAUUUAAUUCCUUCAUCCUUUUUUCUUCUAUUUCGUUUUUAUUUUCGUUCGCAUUCUCUCUCCUUCUCGUUCGCAUUCUCUCUCCUUCUCGUUCGCAUUCUCUUUCCUUCUCGUUCGUAAAAUCUCUCUUUCCUUCUCGAUCGUCUUCUCUCUCCUUCUCGUUCGUAUUCUCUCUCUUUCUCGUUCGCAUUCUCUCUCCUUCUCGUUCGCAUUCUCUCUCCUUCUCGUUCGCAUUCUCUUUCCUUCUCGUUCGUAAAAUCUCUCUUUCCUUCUCGUUCGUCUUCUCUCUCUUUCUCGUUCACAGUCUCUCUUCUUCUCGUUCGCAUUUUCUCUCCUCGUUCGCCUUCUCUCUCUUUCUCGUCUGUAUUCUCUCUCCUUCUCGUUCGCAUUCUCUCUCCUUCUCGUUCGUAAUCUCUCUCUCUCUCCUUCUCGUUCGCAUUUUCUCACCUUCUCGUUCGCCUUCUCUCUCCUUCUCGUUCGCAUUCUCUCUCCUUCUCGUUCGCAUUCUCUUUCUUUCUCGUUUUUCACAUUCUCUCUCUUUCCAGUUCGCAUUCUCUCUCCUUCUCGUUCGCUUUCUCUCUCCUUCUCGUUCGUAUUCUCUCUCUCUCUCCUUCUCGUUCGCAUUCGCUCUCCUUCCCGUUCGCAUUCUCUCUCUCUCCUUCUCGUUCGCAUUCUCUUUCCUUCUCGUACGUAUUCUCUGUCCUUCUCUUUGUAUUCUCUCUCCUUCUCGUUCGCAUUCUCUCUCUCUCCUUCUCGUUCGCAUUCUCUUUCCUUCUCGUACGUAUUCUCUGUCCUUCUCUUUGUAUUCUCUCUCCUUCUCGUUCGCAUUCUCUCUCCUUCUCGUUCGUAAUUUCUCUCUCUCCUUCUCGUUCGUAUUCUCUUUCCUUCUCGUUCGCAUUCUCUGUCAUUCUCGUUCGCAUUCUCUCUCCUUCCAGUUCGCAUUCUCUCUCCUCCUCGUUCGCAUUCUCUCUCCUUCUCGUACGUAUUCUCUGUCCUUCUCUUUGUAUUCUCUCCUCGUUCGCAUUCUCUCUCCUUCUCGUUCGUAUUCUCUCUCCUUCUCGUUCGCAUUCUCUGUCCUUCUCGUUCGCAUUCUCUCUCCUCUUGUUCGUAAUUUCUCUCUCUCCUUCUCGUUCGUUAUCUCUCUCCUGCUCGUUCGUAUUCUUUCUCCUGCUCCUUCGCAAUCUCUCUCAUUUUCUCUUUCUCUUAUAAUUCUUUCUUCCAUUCCUCUAUUUUUAUCCUCUUCUUUUUUUAUUCUCCUUUUUUUCAAAUAUGUCUCUCUUUUUCUUUUUCUCAUUAUCUCUAUUGCAAAAUUUCUCCGUUUCUUCCUCUCUAUACCCUUCUCUCUAUCUCACUAUAUUCUUCAAGUCUCUCUCUCGUUUGCUCUCAGCUCCCCCCUCAUUUAUCUCUCUUUCUCUCUCUCUCUUUCUCUCUCUCUCUUCGUUAAAUUUGAGGAGGAGGAAAUUGCGAAAAGGGAAAAAUGUUCCAGUAGAAAGAGAAUGAAAGACAAACUAAAUCGUGAAAAGAAAGAAAGAAAAACCGAUAAAGAACUAGAGACAAAAUUGAACGAGAGGAAGAAAGUUAAGAACGUUUGA